GUGGCGCACGUGACGGGGCGGGGUCACGUGACACGGAGCGCGGGGAUUCCGAACGGAGCGGCGGGAGGGCCCAGCCGGGAAGAUGCCCAGGAUAACGCUGAAUGGCAUCACAGUGGAGUUCCCGUUCCAGCCCUACGCCUGCCAGGAAGCCUACAUGUCCAAGGUGCUGGAGUGUCUGCAACGGAAGGUAAAUGGCAUUUUGGAGAGCCCUACCGGCACAGGAAAGACCCUCUGCCUGCUGUGUUCCACUCUGGCAUGGCGGGAACACUUCAAAGACACUAUCUCAGCCCGCAAAAUCGCACAGCGUAUGAAUGGAGUGGAGCUCUUUCCUGAGAGACCCAUGUCAUCCUGGGGUAACGCUGCCACGGAUGCUGAUAUUCCAGCUUAUUACACUGAUGUUCCCAAAAUAAUUUAUGCCUCCAGAACUCACUCACAACUCACGCAGGUGAUUAAUGAAUUGAAGAACACUGUCUACAGGCCGAAGGUAUGUGUGUUGGGUUCCAGAGAGCAGCUUUGCAUCCAUCCUGAAGUGAAGCGGCAGGAGAGCAACCACAUGCAGAUCUAUAUGUGCCGGAUGAAGGUGAUGGCUCAUGCUUGUCAUUUCUAUAACAAUGUGGAAGAAAAGAGUACAGAGAAAGAACUGAUUGGGUCGAUCAUGGAUAUUGAAGACUUGGUUAAAAAUGGAAACAAGCACAGAGCUUGUCCUUAUUAUCUCUCUCGAAGCCUGAAGCAGCAAGCAGAUAUUAUUUUUAUGCCAUACAACUAUUUACUAGACUCCAAGAGCCGGCGAGCGCACAACCUAGACUUGAAGGGGACUGUGGUCAUACUUGAUGAAGCUCACAAUGUUGAGAAGUUGUGUGAGGAGUCAUCAUCUUUUGACUUGACACCCUACGAUUUGGCUUCAGCCAUGGAUGCUAUAAAUGUCGUACUGGAAGAACAAGCCAAAGUGGUUCAACAGAAUGAAAUAAAUGCUGAGUUCAACAUGGAGAUGGCCAGUUCAGGGCUGAACAUGGAACUUGAAGAUAUAGCAAAGAUAAAGAAAAUGCUUCUUCAGCUGGAAAAUGCUAUUGAUGCAGUGGAGCUGCCACCGAACGAUAGUGGAGUCACCAAAGAAGGAAGCUACAUCUUUGAUUUGUUUGCCGAAGCCCAAAUAACAUUCCAGACCAAAUCCUCACUCCUGGAGUCUCUUGAGCAGAUUUUACAUUUCCUCUCGGGCCGCUCAGGGGUAUUUGUCAAUACAUCUGGAUUGCAUAAACUCUCAGAUAUUAUCCAGACAGUGUUCAGCAUUGAUCCACCAGAAGGCACGACAGGCUUCAUGCCCCAUCAGUCGAUAUCGAAAUAUUAUAAGGUGCACAUUCAUCUGGAUGACAGUAAUCAGAAGAAGAAACAAAGGACGGAUCUCUGGAAUUCAUCAUCUUCAAAAAAACAAGGAAAGACCUUAAGCUACUGGUGUUUCAGCCCAGGAUACAGCAUGCAUGAGCUUGUUCGACAGGGAGUCAGGACAAUUAUCCUUACUAGUGGGACUCUCUCGCCACUCUCAUCAUUUACAAUGGAAAUGCAGAUCCCUUUUCCUGUUUGCUUGGAGAAUCCUCAUGUUAUUGAUAAACACCAGCUCUGGGUUGGGAUCAUUCCUAAGGGCCCUGAUGGAGCUGUGCUUACUUCUACCUAUGAAAGAAGGUUUUCAGAGGAUUAUUUGUCUUCUCUGGGGAAAACAAUUGGUAACCUUGUGCGAGUUGUACCCCAUGGACUGCUGGUAUUCUUCCCUUCCUAUCCUGUCAUGGAUAAGAGCCUGGAAUAUUGGAGAGAGCACGAUUUCGCUAAAAGAAUAGAAGAAGUGAAGCCAAUGUUUGUGGAGCCCAGGAACAAAGGAAGCUUUACAGAGGUAAUAGAUGCAUACUACGAUAAAGUUGUCUGUCCGAAGUCCAAUGGAGCUGCUUUUCUGGCAGUGUGCCGGGGGAAGGCCAGUGAAGGCUUGGACUUUGCAGACAUAAAUGGGCGAGGAGUAAUCAUUACUGGGCUUCCGUUUCCUCCUCGCAUGGAGCCCAGAGUUGUUUUAAAGAUGCAGUUCCUGGAUGAGAUGAGGAAAAGCAGUGCAGGUGCACAGUAUUUAUCUGGGCGUGAGUGGUACAGCCAGCAAGCUUCUCGGGCUGUUAAUCAGGCUAUCGGCAGGGUCAUCAGGCAUCGCCAGGACUACGGGGCAAUCUUCCUAUGUGAUCACAGGUUCACAACUGGAGAUGUCAGAGGCAAACUGCCUUCUUGGGUCCGCCCUUAUGUCAGUGUUUAUGACAACUUUGGGCACGCAGUCAGAAGUGUCUCGCUCUUCUUCCGGAUUGCUCAAGAAAUUAUGCCCCCACCCCUGCCACAGUGCCCGUCUGCCUCUGCUGGUUCCCUCGGGGAAAGCAAUAUGGCACCAUCUACAUCAUCUGAGCAGACCUUCUCUCUGAAAAAAGCCAAAAACUUGGAUGACCACGUUCCCAGUUUGAAGAGGAAGAGAAAGGUAAAUGGAGAUGGAACAUCGAGCCUGUGCAUGGAGUAUGAACAAGAGUUGGUCUUGCCUAGAAAACAGCGUGUUGGGCUCUUGGAUGCGUUGGAGCACAAUGAGAAAAGCAGGGAAGACGCAGAGGAAGACAAUAACUUGGUGGGAGAGGAAAAGGCACAACGUCUGUCUACACUUUCCCUUCAGUAUGAGAAGAGGUUAACAGAUGAGCAGAAAGGAGGAAGGAGAAAAAUAAAGCUAGUCAGCAAUACGCAAGCUGAUAAGAAAGCAGACCCGACGGAGCCAAAGAAGGCCCGAGCUACAUUGUACAUUGCCACUGUGAAGAAGACCCUAAGCCAACAGAAUUAUGAUCUCUUCUCUAAGGCUCUUCAGCACUACAAGAAGACAGAUGACUUCCAUGAGAUGUUAUCUCAAAUGAGCUCUCUCUUUAUAGAGGAUGAAAAGAAGCAUGUCUUGUUACGAGAAUUCUACCAGUUCGUUCGACCUCAACAUAAAAAGGAUUUCGAUGAAGCGUGUUGCAGUCUGACAGGCAUGGGCUGUGGCUACAAACCCGAGCACAGCCUCCUGCCACAAGAGAGGGAGAUACUAGCCAGGAAAAUAGAAGAAAAACGGAGUCAGCAGAAAACUGCGUUCUCAGAGGCCUCGUGUGCUCAACUAAAUGCCGAGCUCCACUUGAACCAGGGAGGAUUACACCUGAUGACAGGACUGCACAGUGCAGGGCAGAAUACCAGCCAAGCUUCAAGGAAAGACAUGGAAAAAGCUUCAUGCUCUAGGAGAGAUUCCCACCAGGCCCUCCGCGCUGCGUAUCUCCAUGACGUGAAGAAGGCGUUGAACAAAAGCACUUACAGCCGUUUCUAUGAAGCGUUGUUGGCUUACAAGAAGACAGAUAACUAUGAUGCGAUGAUAUCCGUGAUAGCAGCACUCACCACUGAGAGGCCGGAAGACUUUCAUCUCCUACAAAGGUUUUACAUGUUUGUGCGCCCUCAUCACAAAGAGCAGUUCAAAGAAAUGUGUAAAAAUUUGACUGGAAUGGCUUGUGGCACGGGAGAGAAGCAACUGGAACAGCAGGUGCAAGAUGAAGGGAACCCUCUGGGUCUGGAGAGCUCGUGCGCUCAAGGAGAGAACUGCUGCACAGCAGAUGCAGCCACUUCUAAGGGUGAGGCACCGCAGAAAAUUCAGAAGAAGAUUUCUUCCUUCUGCUUCAGCCAGCAGAGCACACUGGAAUCGUCAACAACCAAAGCGUCAGGAGAAACCAGUAAUGUGAGAGCACCCACAAGCCCUGGAGCUGUGCCUGUCUUUCCUCUGGAGAUGGAGCCAGAGUGCGGAAGAUUCCAGUGCUCUAACUGCAGAUCUGAGGAUGAUGUGCCUUUUAAAUGUCCGUUAUGUGACUUCACUUGCUGCAAAACAUGCUGGGAGCAGUUCUUAAAGACGGUGAAGAAGUGUCCGAAGUGCCACAGUGAUAUCAAAAAGCAACGAUUAAUCCAAGUUUUCUUCUGGUCGUAAUCUCCCCGCCAGGAAGGUCAUGUGCAGCAUGUCAGCAGAAAGAAAUCCCUGCACGCUGGCUGUUGGGCUGAAGGGAAGCAGGGUGAAGGCUGAUUUAAAUACCUUUGAUCCUUUGCACUGGGUUACACGCUGUGCACCAACACGUAUCAUUGCUUCCUAUGAAGACAAUCAAGUCUGAAUGGUUUCUUUCCUUCAUCACUGGCAGGAGAAUAAAGAAUAUUGUCCUGUAUUGGAAGGUUAACUUGUGAUUUAUCUUAGCCUGUCAGAUCCUACUGUGGCAGCUCUGAGGCUGCAAUGUUACACCCUGGAGGCAACUGUUGUUCACAGGCCCUUCAGGUAACAUCAUCCCUUGGAAAAACCCUAGCGGUGGAACUGAGCUGAAGGAGGCAGCCAGGCCACCCAUCCUCACCGCACCAGUGUUCCUGGAAGAGUGAUUCACCUUCACUGGUGUUUGGCAGCAGCUGCUUUCUCCAGCAGCAGAAGAUACUGAAUGAAAGGAUGACUUUUUAAGAGCAAAUUCCAGUGGUUCUGUGGUGAGAAGCAAUGCUCCGUUGCAUUUGCCGGGCACCCCGAAGCCCCAUUCCUCCCAUCCCACUGGGGUUCUUUGGAAAUGUGCUGCUAAAGGAGUCUUUGUUUUCUGCUCAGGACUGGUACUUCCAUUGCGCCUGUGUUACCUGAUGUCAUCUACCAAGAAGAAAAAUGAACUAAGUAAUUUAAAACCCUAAAAUAAAUCAUUAGGUGGGUUAAAAAGAAAAUCUUUAACACUUCCACUCUCUGUGAGUAGUGGCUAUUGGUGGUUAACCCAAAAAAUUGUAUCUAA
Molecule: messenger RNA, 4820 nt
Organism: Cuculus canorus (common cuckoo)
Lineage: Eukaryota; Metazoa; Chordata; Aves; Cuculiformes; Cuculidae
Gene: RTEL1
Product: regulator of telomere elongation helicase 1
Exons: 36
Coding region: 83-4000 (1305 amino acids)
Biological process (GO): negative regulation of t-circle formation; DNA recombination; DNA replication
Cellular component (GO): nucleus
Molecular function (GO): DNA binding; DNA polymerase binding; hydrolase activity, acting on acid anhydrides, in phosphorus-containing anhydrides
Source: RefSeq, a predicted model, not a curated record